AUGUUCGCCGCUUCUCGUAUCCAGCGCCGUGCUUUCUCGGCCACCGCCCGUGACCUCUCCAAGGUCACCGUUCUCGGUGCUGCCGGCGGCAUUGGCCAGCCACUCUCUCUUCUCCUCAAGAUGAACCCCCGCGUCACUGACCUCGCUCUCUACGAUAUCCGUGGCGGACCCGGUGUUGCUGCUGACAUCUCCCACGUCAACACCAAGUCCACCGUCAAGGGCUACGAGCCCAACGCUGCCGGUCUCAAGGAGGCUCUCUCCGGUGCCGAGGUUGUCCUCAUCCCCGCUGGUGUUCCCCGCAAGCCCGGUAUGACCCGUGACGAUCUCUUCAACACCAACGCCUCCAUCGUCCGCGACCUCGCCAAGGCCGCCGCUCAGGCUGCUCCCAAGGCCAAGCUCCUGAUCAUCUCCAACCCCGUCAACUCUACCGUCCCCAUCGUCAAGGAGGUUUUCAAGGCUGAGGGUGUCUACAACCCCAAGACCCUCUUCGGUGUCACCACCCUCGAUGUUGUCCGUGCCUCCCGAUUCGUUUCCGAGAUCAAGGGCACCGACCCCAAGGACGAGAACAUCACCGUUGUCGGUGGCCACUCCGGUGUCACCAUCGUCCCUCUCUUCUCCCAGUCCAACCACCCCGACCUCUCUUCCAACGCUGAGCUCGUCAAGCGUGUCCAGUUCGGUGGUGAUGAGGUUGUCAAGGCUAAGGACGGUGCUGGCUCUGCCACUCUUUCCAUGGCUAUGGCUGGUGCCCGCAUGGCUGACUCCAUCCUCCGCGCUGUCCAGGGCGAGAAGGGUGUCAUUGAGCCCUCUUUCGUCGAGUCUCCUCUCUACAAGGACCAGGGUAUCGAGUUCUUCAGCUCCAAGGUUGAGCUCGGCCCCGAGGGUGUUGAGAAGAUUCACCCUCUCGGCAAGCUCGAUGCCAACGAGGAGAAGCUCGUUGAUGCUGCUCUUGUUGACCUCAAGAAGAACAUCGAGAAGGGCGUUGCCUUCGUUGCCUCCAACCCUCCCAAAUAA
Molecule: messenger RNA, 1011 nt
Organism: Fusarium subglutinans
Lineage: Eukaryota; Fungi; Ascomycota; Sordariomycetes; Hypocreales; Nectriaceae
Product: malate dehydrogenase mitochondrial
Exons: 3
Coding region: 1-1011 (336 amino acids)
Biological process (GO): tricarboxylic acid cycle; malate metabolic process
Cellular component (GO): mitochondrion; cytoplasm
Molecular function (GO): L-malate dehydrogenase (NAD+) activity
Source: RefSeq, a predicted model, not a curated record